This is a messenger RNA of Raphanus sativus (radish), 1082 nucleotides long. RefSeq lists its product as uncharacterized. The transcript is spliced from 2 exons. NCBI's taxonomy places the organism in Eukaryota, Viridiplantae, Streptophyta, Magnoliopsida, Brassicales, Brassicaceae. Bases 15 to 203 code for a protein of 62 amino acids. The record is from RefSeq and is a predicted model, not a curated record.
UUUUCUAAGAAAAUAUGGAAAAAAAUAGAGGCUCAUCAUUCAGUCACCAAGAAGAUGAGCUGUUAUGUCGAGUGUAUUUAGAAAUUUCACAAGAUCCAAUAGCUAGUAAUAACCAUUCUAUCAAAAAAUUAUGGGGUCAAAUAGAAGAAAUCUACAAUGAAAAAAAAAUUGAGAGUUGGGAGAGUAGGUGCAGUAGAUCUUAACAAGGUAGGAUGAGUGUUAUCAUCUAUGCUGUUAGGAAUUUGACGAGUUGUGUGCACCAAGUGGAGAAUAUGCAUCCAAGUGGAGCGUCUGAACAAGAUAUAAUGGACAGAGCAAAGCACUUAUUGAUUCAAGAUCCAAAACUUAAAAAAGGUUUUAAAUUUGAACAUGUGUGGGAUUUGAUGAAAGAUAUUCCAAAGUUUACCGACAAUGUCCACAUGAAUAUUCCGGAAACUCCCACUGCUGGAAGCGAUACGGUCAGAUCUCCAACAUCACAGUCUCCUGGAUUGUCUUCAUUUUCAAUCAACUUAAGCAGUGAAGAUGGUGGAUCAAAUUCAUCACAAUGCCCCAUCGGAUCGAAAAAAGCAAAACUGAAGAGAAAAAUGGCCGAAGGUAAUAAUUCAUCUACUGACUCAGUGAUUUCAUCAAACGAACAAAUCAUUGAUCUUUAAAAGAAAGUGCAUCAACUAGGAAUAAAAAUUACGAGUUGCAACAAUUACGUCUCCAAAAUCAGGCUAAAAAUAGCCUUAAAAGAACGAGAACGAGAUGAUAAGAUAUUAUUAACAAAUUUAGACUCUGUCGAUGUUGAUACACGUGAGUAUAUGCGAUUGGAAAAAGCGAGAAUCAUGCAAAAAAGAACUCAAGAGCAGCAACAACCAUCAUUUGAUCCAAAUAUUUAUCAACCAUAUUUCGAUUAUCUUGGAGGUUCAGGAUCUGGAUAAACGAAUAAUUUCGAUUACAGCCACUUGUAAGAUAUGUAAUAUAUGAAUGUUUAUGUAAUUUGCUUUAGUUUGUGCUAAGUUUGUUUAAUGUAUUUUAUUUUGUGUUAAUUUUAUUAAUGUAAUUUUCUAUUAUGUGAAUUUUUAUUAAUGUAAUUUUCU